Messenger RNA from Bicyclus anynana (squinting bush brown), 1452 nucleotides. RefSeq names its product bystin (gene bys). Gene Ontology annotation, molecular function: snoRNA binding. Gene Ontology annotation, cellular component: cytoplasm; preribosome, small subunit precursor; nucleolus. The transcript is spliced from 8 exons. The record is from RefSeq and is a predicted model, not a curated record. Bases 117 to 1400 code for a protein of 427 amino acids. Gene Ontology annotation, biological process: rRNA processing. NCBI's taxonomy places the organism in Eukaryota, Metazoa, Arthropoda, Insecta, Lepidoptera, Nymphalidae.
UCGUUCCAAUCCAACACUCCAGCAGGCAGCGUGUUCCACUUCCAUUCUUUGAUUUCUUGCUAUUUAUGUUUUGAAAAAUAUUAAUAAAACUCCAACUUUUCUUUCAAUACAAACAAAUGGGGAAAGCUAAAAAGUUUAAGCCAUCGCAAGUUGCAAAAAAUAUAUCAUUAGCCGAUCAAAUUGAGACCUCAAAUGCCGUAAAGGUUAAAAAUAGAAAAAUCAAAAUCUGGAAUGAAGAUGAUGAAGAAUUUGUUAAUGCUGAUUUGUCGAAAAAAAUAUUAAAAGCUGCAAGGACACAACAGGCAGCAGAAAUCAGUAAUGACUCAAAUAAUGCAAUUUCAAAAACUUCAGCAUCAGUAUCAUUCCUUGAUACAACAUCUGACCAUGAGGAAGGUUCAGACCAAGAUGAUUUGGAACCAGACACUUUCUAUGAUAAUAUUGAAAUCAAUGAAGAGGAUGAGGAGGCCUUGAAACUGUUCAUGUCCUCUAAACCAGAGAAAACAAGAACACUGGCAGAUAUCAUAAAAGAUAAAAUAACAGACAAGCAAACUGAACUCCAAACUCAAUUCUCAGAUGUAGAAACUUUGAAAUUGCAAAAUAUUGAUCCAAGAAUUAAGACAAUGUACGAAGGUGUAAGAGAUGUUUUACAGAAAUAUAGAUCUGGAAAAUUGCCCAAAGCAUUUAAGAUGGUACCACAUUUACAAAAUUGGGAACAAAUACUAUACAUUACUGAACCUACCACUUGGUCAGCAGCAGCCAUGUAUCAAGCAACAAGGAUAUUUGCAUCAAAUUUGAAAGAGAAAAUGGCACAGAGAUUUUAUAACUUAGUACUUCUGCCUAGAGUGAGAGACGACCUGGCAGAAUACAAAAGAUUAAACUUUCAUCUGUAUCAAGCUUUAAGGAAGUCUUUGUUUAAGCCUGGAGCAUUCAUGAAAGGCAUUUUGUUGCCACUUUUAGAGGCUGGUGACUGCACAUUGCGUGAAGCUGUAAUAGUUGGUUCUGUUUUGGCUCGGAAUUCUGUGCCAGUUCUUCAUUCCAGUGCAGCUUUACUGAAAAUUGCAGAAAUGGACUACACAGGCGCCAAUUCAAUAUUUUUGAGAAUAUUGUUUGAUAAGAAAUAUGCACUUCCAUACCGAGUUGUAGACUCUGUAGUUUUCCACUUUAUCAGAUUCCAAAGUGAAUCCAGAGCACUGCCAGUGCUGUGGCAUCAGGCGUUGCUGACCUUCGUCCAACGGUACAAAGCUGACAUAUCCACUGAACAAAGAGAUGCACUUUUAGAACUAUUAAGAAAACAGUCUCACCCUACUGUAACUCCAGAAAUACGGCGGGAAUUACAAGCAGCCAAGUGCAGGGAUGUGGAAGUCAAUGAUCAAGUACAAAACUGUAUGGUUGUUGAAUAAAACAAUAUAAUUAUUGCAUAGUAUACUUUAAUAAACAUAUUAUUAUAACAUA